AUGUCCUCAGCUAUGCUCAGGAACAUCAGAUUCAACUCGACUGAAACCAUGAAGGUCAGCCAUGAGCAGGAGCAGGAACUUCUUGUUCAGCAGAGAAAGAACCGUCCAGUGUCUCCUCACUUGCAGAUUUACCAGCCUCAGCUUACAUGGUACUUGUCUGGUUUGCACAGAGUUACCGGUGUUGCCAUGUCCGGUGCUUUCUACGCCUUGACUGUCACCUACGCUGCCUCUGCUAUCUUGGGUUUCCCCUUCGAGGCCUCUACCCUUGUCUCUGCAUUCGCUGGCUUGCCAUUUGCUGUCAAGCUUGGCGCUAAGGCCGCCAUGGCCUUCCCAUUCACUUUCCACUCUUUCAACGGUCUCAGACACUUGGUUUGGGAUUUCGGUAAGGAGUUGACUAUCCCUGGUGUCUACAGAACCGGUUACGUUGUGUUGGCUUGUACUGCUGUUUUCGGUACUUACUUGACCUUCUUCUGA
Messenger RNA from Candidozyma haemuli, 474 nucleotides. Its product is annotated as succinate dehydrogenase cytochrome b subunit SDH3. NCBI's taxonomy places the organism in Eukaryota, Fungi, Ascomycota, Pichiomycetes, Serinales, Metschnikowiaceae. Gene Ontology annotation, cellular component: membrane. Bases 1 to 474 code for a protein of 157 amino acids. Gene Ontology annotation, biological process: tricarboxylic acid cycle; mitochondrial electron transport, succinate to ubiquinone. The record is from RefSeq and is a predicted model, not a curated record. Gene Ontology annotation, molecular function: electron transfer activity; succinate dehydrogenase activity. The transcript has a single exon.